Anguilla anguilla (European eel) is the source of this 2725-nucleotide messenger RNA. RefSeq names its product UDP-Gal:betaGlcNAc beta 1,4- galactosyltransferase, polypeptide 6 (gene b4galt6). Gene Ontology annotation, molecular function: UDP-galactose:glucosylceramide beta-1,4-galactosyltransferase activity. NCBI's taxonomy places the organism in Eukaryota, Metazoa, Chordata, Actinopteri, Anguilliformes, Anguillidae. Bases 691 to 1836 code for a protein of 381 amino acids. The record is from RefSeq and is a predicted model, not a curated record. The transcript is spliced from 9 exons. Gene Ontology annotation, biological process: glycosphingolipid biosynthetic process; carbohydrate metabolic process.
AUUUAUUUUCGGGACCGUGUGUUAAAAAUGUUAGACGAAUGCACAUUUUUGCUUUUGCAGCCUCGUAAAUCUCGUUCGUAAAUGCAGACCAUUUCGCACUAGCAAUCCAGUCUCCAAUGAAUAUAUUUAAUCUCGGGCGCGUUUGCUCUGCGUGGAAGUGUGCGAGUGUUUUGGAAACAUCAGCGAGUCCGUGAGUGGGAGGAGGAAGCUGAGACCCGUUUUCCCAUAUUGAAUUUUAAACCUUUAUUGCCGGAGAAGGAAUAUACAAUCCUAAACAACAAGCAACAUGUUAAUCUGCGAGAGAUUAACGUUAAUAACAAUAUUUUUCAUUUUAUAUUCUUAACGCUUGCAGCAUGGCUUGACGACGAUGUUCGGACGGUGCUUGAUUUUAGGCCUGGCUUUCAAUCUGGAAAUUUCUUGUCCAGGGAAGCAAUAGCCAUCGUUUUGCAGUCUAUCAAACACGCUAGCUAUCGGAGCUCACAUAGCUAACGCUAGCAAUUUCGCUGCCUCCGCUCACCACAACGAUGCGGACUAUAUCAAUAAGUCUUGGAUGUCCGAUAUGAUCAUUGGAUGACCGAUGUAAUUCCAGCUUUCAGCAUUUCGGCAUCUCAAACGAGAUCGUGUAUGGGAUUGUUGGCUAGCAAACUAGCUACCUAGCUAUCUCGCCUUAACUCGCGGAUCUACGCAAAUAUGAAUUGGAGGCGGCUGCUGCGGAUGUCCAACCGCUCGUUCCUGGCCUUCAUCUUCUUCUUCUCCAUGUCUACAUCUUGCCUUUAUUUCAUUUAUGUUGCCCCUGGAAUAGCCAACACCUACUACUUCAUGGUCCAAGCCCAGGGCAUGAUGCUCAGGGACAACGUCCGGACGAUCGGUCACAUGAUCAGAUCGUACACCAAUAAGAACAGCACGCUGAACGGCACCGAUUACCCUGACGGCAGUAACUCCAGCGAAUUCAUCGUUCACCCCACCGCAUAUCUCCCCGAAAAUUUCACCAUUGCACGCGAUCUCCCGUGCCCCGAGAAACUACCUUCUAUGAAGGGUCACAUCGAUGUGAACAUGACUGAGAUCCCCAUGGAGGAGAUCCAGCUUAGAUUUUCCCAGCACCUGAACGUCCAGUCUGGGGGACACUGGAAACCUCGCGACUGCAGGCCCCGUUGGAAGGUGGCUGUUCUCAUUCCCUUUCGAAACCGUCACGAGCACCUGCCGAUCCUGUUCCAGCACCUCACCCCCAUGCUGCAGAGGCAGCGCCUGCAGUUUGCGUUCUACGUCAUCGAGCAGACCGGCACCCAACCCUUUAACCGGGCCAUGCUGUUCAACGUGGGCUUCAAGGAGGCCAUGAAGGACCUGGACUGGGACUGCCUGGUCUUCCACGACGUGGACCACAUCCCCGAGAACGACCGCAACUACUACGGCUGCGGGCAGAUGCCCCGGCACUUCGCCGCCAAGCUCGACAAAUACAUGUACAUUCUUCCCUACAGCGAGUUCUUCGGAGGCGUGAGCGGUCUCACCGUGGAGCAGUUCCGGAAGAUCAAUGGAUUUCCCAAUGCAUUCUGGGGCUGGGGAGGGGAGGAUGACGACCUCUGGAACAGAGUGCACUACGCUGGUUUUAACGUGAGCCGGCCGGAGGGGGACGUGGGAAGGUACAAGUCCAUCCCGCACCACCAUCGGGGGGAAGUGCAGUUUUUGGGCAGGUACAAGUUGCUGAGGUACUCCAAAGAGAGGCAGCACCUCGAUGGUUUGAACAACCUGAAGUACACGCCUGAGGUCACUCUGAGCGGCCUGUACAAAAACAUCACCGUCGACCUGUCUCCGGAGCUGGCGCCUGUGGAAGACUACUGAGCGUGUCCAUCGUCGUCCGCGCGCGGGAUUUACGAACCUUUGCGCCUGGUCCGCUGUGACCUUUUGAAGGAAGCCUUGACGUAGGGCACUGUUAACUGGAACUGUAAGGGUGUGCUGCCAAGUUACUGUUAUCCUCAGGAAGGAUUCUGCUGGAGGGAAAAAUCUAUGGUGUGUGGUUGUGUGUGUGUGUGUGUGUGUGUGUGUGUCCUGGCAACAAAUUCUACAUAUUUCAAAUGGAAGGAGUGAUGGCCUCAAGAACUAUGGUGUCCACAGCAAACCCUUAAAUGCAUUUAGGCUCUAGACUGCAUUUUGUAACUUAUUUUGAAUUUUGUUCAUAAAACAUUUCACGCUUAUCUCCAUCACGUUUUUGUCCUAACGUAUUUCUACGCAUAUCUAUUUUAUUUUCUUUUUUUUUUUUGUUCCUAAGGGCAAAGAGGAAAAAGUUCAAGAUUUGUACAACAUAGGUCUGAUGUAAAUUUACAAAGAAACAUUUUGUGUAAGUUAAGCUUCACGAGCACUCCUGUUGGUACUGUAUGUAUGAUAAUAGGCGUUUUCCAGUCCUUCGGCUGUAUAUUGUACCGUACCGGUGAGGCCAUUCGCAUGAAUGCAACAUGUAAAUACUGCCAUUUAAAAUUUGUCUAGCAUAUUGGAAUUAUUAUGAAGUGUGUUCUACGAAAUCUUGUUUUGGCAGCUGUACCUUUGCCCCCCCACCCCACCCACCCUUUCAUGUAUGGCUGAUAAAAUGAUGGGCUUUCUGUACAGGAAGUCUAAUUCAUAAACACAAUGUGCACCGAACAUUUGAAGGAAAAUAUUUUUUGGUUGACGGUACUUUCUGCAUGCCUUAAUUUAUUUUGUUACUAGGGAAAUAAAAUAAUUUUUUGUAAAAAAA